Aureobasidium melanogenum CBS 110374 is the source of this 2403-nucleotide messenger RNA. RefSeq lists its product as uncharacterized. NCBI's taxonomy places the organism in Eukaryota, Fungi, Ascomycota, Dothideomycetes, Dothideales, Saccotheciaceae. The transcript has 2 exons. Gene Ontology annotation, molecular function: 3'-5'-RNA exonuclease activity; nucleic acid binding; nucleotide binding. Gene Ontology annotation, biological process: nuclear polyadenylation-dependent snRNA catabolic process; TRAMP-dependent tRNA surveillance pathway; histone mRNA catabolic process. Bases 1 to 2403 code for a protein of 800 amino acids. Gene Ontology annotation, cellular component: nucleolus; nuclear exosome (RNase complex). The record is from RefSeq and is a predicted model, not a curated record.
AUGGAGGCGCUGAGUGAUUUCAACGCCCUACAACAGCAGAUUCAAGCCUCUCUCGUCGCCGUCACUCGAUCAUCUCAGGCCAUCUCAUCUGAGGACUUGGGCUUUCACCGAUCUCUGGAUCCAUCACUAGGUCGCGCUCUCGAUACACAGAAUGCGCGGCUUCUGGGGCUUGCGGAACGCCUUUUGGGCAAUGCGGCUUCGAAUACGGAGCUUGUACGUCCCAAGUUGCCCGACACAGACGCUGUAGACGCACAGUGGAGUAGCGUCGUUGAUGUUAUCGACAGCUUGCUUGAGAAAGCAGACAUAAGCCUGGACGAAUAUACCGGUGCUGUUAAGCGCUUGAGCCCGGCAAGAGAACAGGCACAAACACCAACCAAGUCGCAAAAGUUCUCACGCAUCUCCCAAGCUCUCCGAACACAAGACAUUCCCAAACCUCAACAAAACUUCAACGACAUUCCCACAAACGCCGACACAGGACCGUUUAAACCACUUCUGCAAUCAAAGCCUCAUGCUAUCGUACCUUUCGCAAAAGCUCUGGAGCUGUUCAAGGACCACAACGAUGUUGAGCACCACCCACACCCCUACCAGAAGGAGAUCGAGCAAUACGAGUAUCCGUCAUUUGUCUACACUCAUGCCGAGCCCAUCCCAUACCACCCUUACGAAACUACCACCGCCACAUUUGUCGACACAGAGGAGAAGGUGGAUCAGAUGCUUCAAGAGCUCAAAAAGGCCAGGGAGAUUGCUAUUGAUCUGGAACACCAUGAUUCGCGCUCAUAUAUCGGUAUUGUGUCAUUGAUGCAAAUUAGUACUCGCGACAAGGACUGGAUCGUCGACACCCUUCAACCCUGGAGAAGAAAGCUAAGCAAGCUUAACGAAGUCUUCGCCGAUCCCAACAUUCUCAAGGUCUUGCACGGUGCUUUCAUGGAUAUCACUUGGUUGCAGAGAGAUUUGGGCUUGUAUGUCGUAGGCCUGUUCGACACGCAUUUCGCAUCAAGAGCUCUGGGGUACACUGGAGGAAGUCUGGCAUUUUUGCUUAAGAAGUUUGUCAACUUUGACGCCCAGAAGCAAUAUCAGACGGCCGACUGGCGCAUCCGACCCCUUCCUCAGGAGAUGUUCGAGUACGCUCGAUCCGACACACACUUUCUUCUUUACAUCUAUGACAACAUGCGCAAUGAGCUUAUUGAGAAGUCUGACUUUUCCGUUCCCAACCACGAAAAGGACAAGAUCUACGACGUCUUGACACGCUCCAAGGAUACUGCUCUACAACGAUAUGAACAUCCUGUGUAUGAUGCUGCACAGGGUCUGGGUGCUGGAGGAUGGUACAAAAUGCUGAGUCGCACGCCUGCCCUUCUGGACAAGCAGCAAUUUGCUGUCUUCCGAGCCGUUCACCAGUGGCGUGACCAAGUUGCUCGUGAGCAGGAUGAUAGCACUCACUAUGUCAUGGCCAACCACAACAUUUUCAGUCUCGCAAAGGAGAUGCCUACAGAGAAGGCACAACUGUUCGCCGUCGCUCAAAACACCAGCCAGACUGUGCGUCUGAGAGCUGAUGAGCUGCUGUCGGUCAUCAUCAAAGCCAAAGAGCAGGGCGAAAAUGGACCCGACAUGGUUUCUACAUUGAAAGAGAUUGAGGCACAACAACUGGGAGUUCCGCUCAACGAAACACCCACUCACUUUGCUGCCCUCAAACAGUCACAGCCUAAACAAGCCGUUGUGGCCGCUUCACCAGCACCUCAACCUCCAGUUCUGAACCGUGUAAACAGCAGCGAACCAUCAGGAGUCCGCGCAAAGGUCUCUCAAUUCUGGGGUGGCCUGUUUGGUGGCAAGAGUCAGAGCGAACAACCUCCACCCUACUCUUCGAACAUCUCACUUUCUGUUCCUCUUCCUCCGUUGACAGCAGAAGCCUUUGCUUCAUCGGCUCCCUUAACGGCACCACCUACUCCUGCUAGCGCCACACCCACAUCUGCUACACCUACAAGCGCACUGCCGACGCCCAAGGAUCGCAUUUUCACCCUCAAGGAGCGUGGACGUAAGCGUGAUUCUGACGCAAUGUCGACUGGCAACGACAGCCUCGCAACAAACGCUGAUGAGAUUGAUAUUACGGCGGAUGAGACCUUGGAAGCUAAGCGCGAGGCCAAGCGUCAACGCAAGGAAGCGAAGAAGGCAGCAAAGGAGGCGGCAGCACAACACGCGGCUGAAGUUGAUCUGGAAGAAGAGGAAUUUGAUUACGCAGCUGCACCAAGUGUGCUAGAUGCCAACAAGGAGGAUCCUCGCGACAGGAAGAAGAACAAGAAGGAGCCCAAGACGAAAGCAUUCAAUCCGUUCAUCAAGGCAAUGGACACGAUGAAGGGUAUGCCUAGAGGGCAAAAGGAGAGGGCUGGCAAGAGUAUGACUUUCAGAAAGUAG